ACGUACAUAAUGAAAAAAAAAAAAAAGGGAAGAGUAGCUUGGCAACGGAUAGAAUUAUAUUUCCUCUCUAUCUACAUUAUGUCGUCGUCGGCACCACCGGCGGCGUCAUUUCCGACGAGUCAGCCACCACGCUUAUUCACAUACCCAAUAUCUCACUCUUUUCACCCACCCCACUCAAACAAUUUCAGACAUAUACAUACACUCCAUUCUGUCUCUAACCCCAACACUCCAAUUGCUCACAUUGACACUACAAAUAAUGAAAAUAAUUUAGUAAAUUCUACUACAGAAAGUAUAGCUCUAGAACAACAAGUUGAAGAAGAUGAAGAAGAGUCUAGAAGGGGCAAUAAAGAGCAGCGUAGAGUGGUGAAAAUAGCUUGGGAGAAGCUUGUUAGAUGGUCUCGUUCUUUACGCUCCAAAGCUAAAACUGAUGUUCUUGAACGUACUAAAAAGGUAGUAGUGUUAGGAGGUGGAUCGUUUGGAACAGCAAUGGCUGCACAUGUUGCUGGUCGAAAGGUUCAACUGGAAGUUAACAUGCUUGUGCGAGAUCCAAAAAUAUGCCAGUCCAUUAAUGAGAAACACUUUAAUUGCAAGUAUUUUCCUGAAUACAAGCUCCCAGAAAAUGUCAUUGCAACAACUGAUGCCAAAACUGCUCUUCUCGGUGCGGACUUUUGCCUGCAUGCUGUACCAGUGCAGUUCAGCUCAUUAUUUCUAGAGGGUGUAGCCGAUUACGUAGAUCCAGGUCUGCCUUUUAUAUCACUCAGCAAAGGUUUAGAGCUGAAUACAUUUAGGGUGAUGUCCCAAAUAAUACCACAAGCUUUGAAAAAUCCACGUCAGCCCUACAUUGUUCUCUCAGGGCCUUCAUUUGCAUCAGAAUUGAUGAACAAAUUACCCACAGCUAUGGUGGUAGCAUCAAAAGAUAAGAAAUUGGCAAAUGAAGUCCAGCAACUUCUGGCUUCUAAAAACCUAAGAAUCAGCACCUCAAGUGAUGUUACAGGGGUGGAAAUUGCAGGUGCACUAAAGAAUGUUCUUGCAAUAGCAGCCGGAAUAGUUGAAGGAAUGAAUCUUGGUAAUAAUUCUAUGGCUGCUCUUGUAGCACAAGGCUGUUCUGAGAUACGCUGGUUGGCAACGAAGAUGGGAGCAAAAUCAACAACAAUUACUGGUUUAUCAGGCACUGGAGACAUUAUGCUUACAUGUUUUGUGAACCUUUCAAGGAACAGAACUGUUGGAGUUCGUCUUGGAUCAGGGGAAAGGCUGGAUGAUAUACUUAGCAGCAUGAAUCAGGUGGCCGAAGGUGUAUCAACAGCAGGAGCUGUGAUUGCACUGGCACAGAAAUAUAAUGUCAAGAUGCCGGUCCUGACUGCAGUUGCUCGAAUAAUUGAUAAUGAGCUGACCCCUCAAAAAGCUGUUCUUGAGUUGAUGAACCUACCUCAGGUUGAAGAAGUUUGAAAUUGUAAAUAAUGAAGAAUGUGUGUGAGCAAUUAAGUAGAGAUCUGAAACUGCAGAUACAGACAAUGCGAUGGCCGCCAGCAAUUCACUUCACCGCGGUAUCAUAUAAUUUUUCUAAUAUACUUAUUGAUUUUAUCAUUUCUGUUGUCAUAUGUAAUCAUUGUAGUUGCCUUUGUUUAUAAAAUUUAAUGCAAUGUCGAUAGUGAUAUUUACAUGACUAGAAUCUCAAAGAGAGUAAUAUAAAUGUUCACUAAUUUGAUGACUCA
Messenger RNA from Daucus carota subsp. sativus, 1712 nucleotides. Its product is annotated as glycerol-3-phosphate dehydrogenase [NAD(+)] 2, chloroplastic. NCBI's taxonomy places the organism in Eukaryota, Viridiplantae, Streptophyta, Magnoliopsida, Apiales, Apiaceae. Gene Ontology annotation, cellular component: glycerol-3-phosphate dehydrogenase (FAD) complex; cytosol. Bases 10 to 1446 code for a protein of 478 amino acids. The transcript has 9 exons. The record is from RefSeq and is a predicted model, not a curated record. Gene Ontology annotation, molecular function: NAD binding; glycerol-3-phosphate dehydrogenase [NAD(P)+] activity. Gene Ontology annotation, biological process: carbohydrate metabolic process; glycerol-3-phosphate catabolic process.